CGAACGCUGAACUGUGUGAACGUAUUCCAGUUUAUUUUGUCCUCGUUGCCGAUUCAUUGGUCGUGGCUUCAAGGGUUGAGGUCAUCUCUGGUUUGGCGGAUUAUUUGCGGAAGAUUUGGCACAGAUAGUUUGAAAAUGGAUAGUUGGUUGAAGGAUCGGUUAACCCGAUACCUCUGCUUCGAGGUGCCGGAUGAAAUGGUCAGCUACAUCUUAACCAUCCGGGGUGAUCAACAGCUUGACGAGUAUUUCAAAACUCUGCUGGAUUUCAACAAUCCGGAUCAUGUUGGGUUUUUGAACGAGUUCAAACAACGUUUGAGAAAAAGUCCUUCGGAUGGCCGGGGUGGAAAAGGGCAAAAGCCAAAUAAGAGUCAGCAACAACAUGGCAGGAAAGUAGAGCAGCCGAAACAGACGGUACACAAAAAAGAACCACUUCCCAAUGUGGCGACUGGUUCUUCUGGUGGAUCUUCUGCUGCAAUCAACAGCGUUUCUAACGUGGGCAACCCAGCAGGUGGAAAUCAGGGAGCAGUUAAGAAAAAAACAAAAUAUGUAAACCUGUACGAUCAGGAAGGCCGGGCAAAUGUUGUCUUACUGAAGGGACGCCAUUUAUGUGAUUGUCAGGCUUCGAAGCAUAAGCUUAUAAACAAUUGUUUGCAUUGUGGCCGAAUCAUUUGCGAACAGGAAGGUAGCGGGCCCUGUUUGUUUUGUGGCAGUUUGGUUUGCACCGAUGAGGAACAACGGAUGAUAGAAAGUUCCUCGAAAAAGGGUGACAACCUCAAGAGAACUCUCAUGGAGCAAAGCAGACCAAAGGGGUGGGAAGAGGCGGUGGCCACAAGAAACCGCCUGCUGGAAUAUGAUCGCAACAGCGAGAAAAGAACUACGGUUAUCGAUGAUGAAGCCGACUAUUUCCGGGCCAACUCGGUUUGGCUUUCGGACAACGAACGGAAGAAGUUGGAAAAGCUUGAAAGUGAAAUGCGUGAAAAAAAACACUCAAGUCGGUUGACCCGAAAGGUAACACUUGAUUUCGCGGGAAGACAAAUCGUCGAAGAACCCGAACUGACGCUGGAAAUUGAGGACGACGUUUUAAAAAAAAUAGUCGAUUCAGUUAGAGAAGAGGGCUCAGGAAGUAUGCCCAAAAGUAACAGCGGAAAACACGGAUGGAACAAGAAACAAAGGGAUGAACAGUCGGAUGAUAUACACCCAGGAAUAGUUGGUGACGCACCAAUGUUUUUAGAUUCGGUAACAUCUUCGUUGGACCAAAAUCGUCAAAUGUUUUUCACCGGAUAUGACGGAGUUUAUAGUAAAGUGCAGGACAAGGAAUUCCUGGAGAUGUCGGAUCUCCGGCAUUGCCUCACGAUGCACCAACCGUGGGCUUCGUUGUUGAUUACAGGAAUCAAAAGGCACGAAGGGCGCACGUGGUAUUCCUCACACCGCGGUCGCCUGUGGAUCGCAGCCGCUGCGAAGCCCGUAAAUAUUGAAGCCAUCAAGCAGAUGGAAACCUUCUACCGGCUAGUGUACCCUGACGAGGAAUUUGAGUUCCCUUCACAGUACCCGUCUGGGUGUUUGCUGGGGUGUGUUGCGGUGCAAGACUGUCUGCCCCAGGAGGAGUAUCGGAAGCAAUACCCCGAUGGCGAAUCCGAGAGUCCGUACGUGUUUGUGUGCACUGAUCCGCAGGAACUGCCCAUUCGUUUUCCGGUCAAGGGAGAACAUAAAAUUUAUCAACUGGAUUCCAAAAUUCAUCAGGCGGCUGUAAAAUCUUUGCAGCGGCUUUCCAAGCUCAAAGCAGAAGAGUAAGGAUCUAUGCCCAUAUAAACGGUAUUUAUUUUUAUUUCAUCUUUUAUAUGGAAUAAUAUAUUUUAUUCUGUUAGUAA
Molecule: messenger RNA, 1868 nt
Organism: Uranotaenia lowii
Lineage: Eukaryota; Metazoa; Arthropoda; Insecta; Diptera; Culicidae
Product: activating signal cointegrator 1
Exons: 6
Coding region: 136-1791 (551 amino acids)
Biological process (GO): positive regulation of DNA-templated transcription
Cellular component (GO): nucleus
Molecular function (GO): zinc ion binding; transcription coactivator activity
Source: RefSeq, a predicted model, not a curated record